AUGAAGGCCAAAGCUUUGUCAGUGAGGGAGUGCGCUUGGUUCACAGAGGAGUGCCACCAAGUAAAUGAUCUUGAAGACGCCCAGAGGGAUGGCCUUUGCUUACCAAACAUCUUCAGGUCCAAAAAAGUCAAGCCGCUCACUAGGAUUCAAACUGGACCCACUUACCAGGUCUACUAUACGGCCAAAGAGCUUCUUCUGGAGGUGCUGGACAGAGCAGCAGUCCGGGAGCUGAUCAGGAGAGCAGCAAGGGUGAAAUCCGGAGCAAAGAGCCAGAACAGAGAGCAGAGUGUAGAUCUGUCUGAGGGGGAGUAUGCAGAGGUGUUAACAUGCUUCUCCAUAGUCUUGCAGAGUGGUCUAUCUGUAGGAGAGAACUGCAGCUUUGGACCCGAGCUCAGCCUGAAAAUGGACGGCUGGCAGGGUGUCCUGAAGAGGAACAGCUUUCAGACAAGCCUCCUGUCUCUGACCAGACUGGAGGAUGGAGAAAAGCUAGAAAUACUCUCUGCUUUCUGCAGCCACGUGACAAGGCAAUAUCAGGUUUUGUACACGCCUGGUCCCAACCUGGCUGUGAAGAAAUACAGACUUGUCUCCCAGCAGAGUCCUUGCUCUCUUCAUCUGGCUCUUCUCUGUGAUACAAGCACAGGAUUUAUCUGCAACCUGUUUCUGUACUGUCCAGAGCAGCUCCAGAAGCAGAGUCGUAAACCAGUAGUCGAGCAGGUGGUGGGACACCUACUGAGGCCUUUCUGCAGCCACAGACACCUGGUCCAGCUGGACAAAUCUGCCUGGAUGGAGGGCAGACACACGGACAUCUUCUCUGGUUCAAGAAUUGAAAUCAGUUUUGUUCCAUCUGCUCAACAAACAUGCGAGGACUCACCGUCUGAACUCAUAGCCCACCUGCAGGACUGGACCGGACCUGCUCUGUUUCCUCUGUCAGACCUGAAAGGAGGAACAGUAGAUGUGUUUCUCCCUGGCCUCUGGGCAGCACUGCACAUCAUCUGCAUCAACACAUUUGUGCUCCACACUCUGCAAAGCUCAGGCUCGGGCAGGCAGGUUCAGCUCCCAGAGUUCACCAGGGCUCUGGCCUCUCAGCUAGCUGUGGACAGCAGCGUCACUGUGCCUGUUCUGCAGCGUCUAAACAGCACUUCAUGCCAGGAGGCGAGUUUAACAAAUCUGUCCAAGCAAAGGAUAAAUACGAGCAGCUCUGCCCGGAUGGAAAGAGAGAAACCAGGCAGCAGCUCUCCAGUGAGGCUGCAGAGGCUGAACAGACCAGGAGUUUGUGGUUUGGACAACUCAGGGAACUCCUGCUAUCUGAACGCUGUACUGCAGUGUCUGUGCUCCACUGUGCCCCUUGUGGAGAACCUCCUUAAUCAGGACACACGCAAAGAGCUGGCACGAUCGAAGUGCCGGAUGGCUGAAGUGUUUGUGCGCCUGCUGCAGGAGAUGUGGUUAGGAAGGAGCUCCCGCUGUUCACCUGUAGAGGCCAGAUCUGUGCUGACCUCCAUCCUCCCCCAGUUCAACAACUACUCCCAGCAGGACGCCCAGGAGCUGCUGCUUUUUCUGCUCAAUGCGCUUCAUGAAGACCUCAAAAAGGUGUCGAAGCGCCAGAUUAAACAGCAAAGACAAGUCCAGAAUAGAAACAACGCCACAGCAGCAGGGGAGUCCACCAUCGUUUCUCAUCUGUUUGAGGGCCAGCUGAGCUACAUGACCCUGUGCAUGCACUGUGACCACGAGGCUCACAGCACACAGACCUUCACUGUUCUGUCACUACCAAUACCAACAGGCAGCAUUAAGUGCUCCAUUCAGGACUGCCUGGCGCUGUUCUUUGAGCAGACUGUCCUGACUGGUGGAGAGCAGAUGCUGUGUUCAGUGUGUGGUCUCAGGAGAGAAACUACAGUGCUGACGUGUUUGGACAAACCUCCUGAGAUCCUCAUGUUACAUCUGAAACGGUUUGGCUGUAAGGGGAAGAACCAGGUGAAACUGAAGAAUAAUGUUCUGUUCUCUAUGAAGCUGGACCUCAACCCAUUUCUAUGCAGCUCACUGCAGAACAUCACAUAUUCCUCAUACCACCUAUAUGCUGUCGUGAACCAUUCAGGUCAUCUGAACAUGGGUCACUACACCGCUGUGUGUCACAGCUCCCUGACUCGGACCUGGCACUGCUUUGACGACUCAGCGGUCAGAGAGGUUCAGGACAGCCAUGUUCAAUCUCCUAAUGCCUACAUGCUGCUCUACAGCCGUAAACCAUUUCAAAAACCAAAGAUCAGUGGACUGUGAGCUUUUUAACCAGCAUACCAAAACCAAGAGGAGACUGAGCUUCAACUUCCUGAGUCAAACCAUGUUGUAGAUGUCCAACAGUGAAUGACGGAGUACUCUUUUGGAGCAUUUUGAUUCCUGAUCAGAUAACUUACUGAUCAGGAAUACAAAAACCUUCUUUACUCCAAAUAAAUGCAAAGAUCCAA
Messenger RNA from Notolabrus celidotus (New Zealand spotty), 2453 nucleotides. RefSeq lists its product as uncharacterized. The coding region runs from base 1 to 2268 and encodes 755 amino acids. Gene Ontology annotation, molecular function: cysteine-type deubiquitinase activity. The transcript has 7 exons. Gene Ontology annotation, biological process: protein deubiquitination. Lineage: Eukaryota; Metazoa; Chordata; Actinopteri; Labriformes; Labridae. The record is from RefSeq and is a predicted model, not a curated record.